CACGCCCGCCCACCCGCCGUCCCCUGUCGCAGAGCUAGAGGCGGAGUGGCGCCCCCGGAGUCGUGCGGCGGCGGCGGCGGCAGUGCUGGCAACCAUGGAGAAGAUCCCGGCUCUGGGCCUGGGCACCUGGAAGGCAGCUCCGGGCGAGGUGACGGAGGCAGUGAAAGUGGCGAUAGACGCGGGGUUCCGGCACUUUGACUGCGCUUACUUGUACCACAACGAGAGUGAGGUCGGAGCCGGGAUCCAGUGCAAGAUCAAGGAGGGCGUUGUGACCCGGCAGGACCUGUUUGUCGUCAGUAAGCUCUGGUGCACCAGACAUGAGAAGUCCUUGGUGAAGGCGGCCUGCGCCAAGAGUCUCAAGGCCUUAAAGCUGGAUUACCUGGACCUCUACCUCAUGCACUGGCCCAUGGGCUUCAAGGUACCUACCGUCCGGGAGGCGCAGAGCCCAGGGGCAGCACCUUCCCUCUGGUCAGGCCCGGCGGGGGGGUGCGGGGAGCUCUCCCCAGGCCUCCUCAAGGACCCCGCGGUCUUCGUCCGCCCCCGCCUCUGCCCCUCCCAGCCCGGGGAGGAAGACCUGCCCCUGGACCGCAACGGCAUGGUGCUGCCCAGCGACACGGACUUCCUGGACACGUGGGAGGCCAUGGAGGACCUGGUGGUCACGGGGCUGGUGAGAGCCAUCGGGGUGUCAAACUUCAACCACCAGCAGCUCGAGAGGCUUUUGAAUAAACCCAACCUGAGAUUCAAGCCACUGACGAACCAGGUCGAGUGCCACCCGUAUCUUACCCAGAAGAAUCUGAUCAACUUUUGCCAAUCCAGAGAUGUGACCGUGACAGCCUACCGGCCCCUCGGCGGUUCCAGUGAGGGGGUGGCCCUCCUGGAUGACCCCGUGAUUCAGAGGAUCGCACAGAAGUACAACAGGUCUCCCGCCCAGAUUGUGAUCCGAUUUCAGAUCCAGAGGAAUGUGAUCGUGAUCCCCAAAUCUGUCACCCCAACACGGAUCCGUGAGAAUAUCCAGGUGUUUGACUUUGAAUUAUCAGAAAGGGACAUGAACGACAUCCUCGACCUGGACAGGAAUUUCCGAAUGUGCACCUUGCCCACAGCUAAAAACCACAAGGACUAUCCUUUCAACAUAGAAUACUGAGCACGGCCUCCCUCUUCCCCCCCUGCCCGGCCCAACGGGUCCGUGAGGCCCGAGCCGAGGCAGGGCUCUGCCAGGGAGGUGGGGGCGACCGGCUUUGACUUGGGCGGAUUCCUGCCCGGAACAGAGCUGCGCUCCCUGAGGGGUCCACACGGUUCCGGUGGUGGGUGAUGGGAAGGGAGCCGCCCUGGGAGCAGUGCUCGCUCUCUGUGGAGAACCCCCCAGUCCUUCGGCUCCUUUGAGCACAGUGUGACAGGAUUUUGACCAGACAGGCUGUGUGGCGGGCCUCUACCCUCGGAAAAAAGGUUGUAUUAUGGAAAUAUUUAAAUACAGGACUUGAGACCGUAGCACGAGUCUCUACAUGUGUCACCCAGCCCCGCUUGAGACCCUGGGCCGGCCUCCCGCCAUCUGUGUGGCUCUGUUCCCUCAAUCCCCCCAGAUGGUUUUAAAGCAAAAUCUUUAUGUUCGCAUGUGCAGAGACAAGCUGGGUGAAGGCGGGAGAGGGUCUCAGUUCAACACAGAGGCUUUUCUUACUUAAAUACGGCUGUGGGAACCCCAAGCAGAGAGGACACGUGGGUCAUUGCCCUCCUGCGCUCAGCGUCCGGGGUCCGUCCAGUGGGCUCGCUCAGGGCUGUGUGUGACUCGUGUCCUCUCUGCUCACCGGAUGGCACUUGAGCACCAUGCUUUGGGCCAUUGUCUUAAAAAUCUGCUACAAGUUAUUAUGUUCCACGAAAAAGGUUCAUUUUCAUGAAUGAAUGGCAGGAUGUUUCCCUGUUUAUGUUAAACGUAAGAAAAGUUCACCAUAUAGGCUAAUAGUGCUUUCUGCUAAUAUUUACCGAAUUUUGCUAUUUAAUGAAGUAAUUCUACCGGAUUCAGAAUGUAAAGAAAACUGAGAAAAGCUCAAUUAUAACAAGUAAAAAUGGCCUAAACUAGCAAUAUCUAAGAAGAAUCCUCUUUCUAGUGGGUCCUUCUAAUCUAUGCCCAUGUCUAUGACCCAUGUAGAUAAAUUACAUAAAAUACGUGAUCCAUACACAUAUAUAACACAUGUGCACGAACACUUCGCAAAACCUGUCCCACAGCACACAUGGUCUGUGAUUUGCUUUUUAAAAGGCAUAUGCAUUAUAUACUGGAUGUACAGUCAUGUACCUGUUCACUUAACAUUUUGAUAAGACAGCAAGUAAAUAAAUACUGAAGAUUUAACUCGUAA
Herpailurus yagouaroundi (jaguarundi) is the source of this 2345-nucleotide messenger RNA. RefSeq names its product aldo-keto reductase family 1 member E2 (gene AKR1E2). NCBI's taxonomy places the organism in Eukaryota, Metazoa, Chordata, Mammalia, Carnivora, Felidae. Gene Ontology annotation, molecular function: oxidoreductase activity. The transcript has 9 exons. The record is from RefSeq and is a predicted model, not a curated record. Bases 95 to 1141 code for a protein of 348 amino acids.